UCAAAACGGCAGGAUGGAAAGUUUCGUUCUCUUUCGUGGAGGCAAACGCGUUACCAUGAAAGACGAUGACAUGUCUGUGGACAAGAUAUGCAGGAUUUUUCAGGUCCAGGCAAGUAGUCUGUACAUUACAGAUGAUGCAAACACUGCAGUAUUCCCAGACCCAACAGGACGAUUUUGCACCUACAGUCUCACACAUCGCGCCCAUUACGAGGUCCACGGAGAUCCAGAUCAAAGUCAGCCCCCUGCAAAUAGGGCCCUAAACACUGCAAGCGUUCCUUUUGCCUUCAUGCGCCGACCUUCAUUUUCUGCUUCCACUGAAACACCAGGAGCUUCGCUUGGAACUCCACGAGCUGGUGGGCUGUUCCCAGCAAGAUCGUUCCAAAGGUCAAUCCAUAUUGCUGAAGUAGUUAAUGAAAAGUUAAGUACUUCAGGGACAGUGGUGAUUCGCUUUUUGGAAGCUGAUGCAACUGUUGAAGGAAUAACGUCUAAGGUGAAGGAUGCCUUAAGCUGUCAUGAGCCACUAACCCUCACAGACAGCCAAGGAAAUGAAAUAACUGACUCCGAGGCCACAAGAAGUUCCCAGUACUGGAAACAGAACUCCAGAAAAAUCUUUGCCAUCUCAGAACAAGAAUUUGUGGAGUUCCAAAAUGUGAAUAAAAAAUGUCCAUAAUUAGGCUACAUGCUAGUGACUUUAAUGCUUUUCAAAUGUCAGUUCUUAUUCAUAAUUAUUAUUUGAACUUCAUUUGAUAGUCUUUUUAUUUUUGUUGUUUUUGACCAUCCUUUCUUUACUGUUCCCGACAUUAAGUCGAAGGACUGACGACGGUUCGAGCCUACAGGAGGUUGUUGCUAAAAUUGAUCAACUAAAACAAGCUGCAGAGGGCCUCCAAGACAUCACUUCAACUAUAAACCAGUUGUCUGAGCUUGCAAAAACUCAAACCACAGCCAUAAUGUCUAAUGCCUCUCGGCGCCAAAUUAAGGAGGCAUUCACCUGUCUUAUUUGUAAAGCUCUAUUGUCAGAGCCCAUGUUUGCCACAUGUUGCCAGUCUCUGGUUGGAUGCCGAACAUGUGUGGAGCAGUGGCUGUUAACUGCAGACAGCUGUCUAAAAUGCAGAAAAGAAGAGUUCAACUCCAAGGUCCAUCAGGUUAGGGGUCUCUCGGAUGUUCUUUCUUUCUUCAAUGAGAUCUAACAAUGAGAUUGUUAGUUAUGCAUCAUUGUUUUAGUAAGGAUGGGCAUACGUGUUACCAGAAAGCUACAGAGGCUGCAAAGUGUGUAUUUCAAGCAAACUGCUGUUAAAUUCAGUUCUCAAAUUUGUUCUGUAAUGUUGGUAUGAUAUGCUGCAACAUAAUGUUUAUGAGUAGAACACUAGUUUGUAAAUGCAAUUAAGUUUAAGGAAGUUAAACUUACCAGAAAGCUACAGAGGCUGCAAAGUUUGUAUUUCAAGCAAACUGCUGUUAAAUUCAGUUCUCAAAGUUGUACUGUAAUGUUGUAUAAGCUGCAACAUCCUGUUUAAU
Messenger RNA from Paramisgurnus dabryanus, 1512 nucleotides. The record is from RefSeq and is a predicted model, not a curated record. NCBI's taxonomy places the organism in Eukaryota, Metazoa, Chordata, Actinopteri, Cypriniformes, Cobitidae.